UGGUUUUCAACGGAAAAUAAAUCACGUGAUUAAAGGAAGACAUCUCAUAUUACAAAUCUGUUUUUAUUCAAGCAUAUUUGACCAGUGAUAAUUGUUUUUGUUGCCGUUUUGCUUCAAGAUAAACCAUGAUUGUUGCUGACAAGAUUUUUUUUCAACUUAUUUUAUUUUUAAUUGUGUUUUUAUCUCUAUUGUUUUCAACUGCAACUCCUGUCUAUGGUCAAUCCAGUUUAUAUGACCCAAGUAAUCCUAAUAUAUUGACUCUUGAUUCAACCAAUUUUACCACAACAAUUGAAUCACAGUCAAACGCUUUUGUUGUUCAAUUUUAUAAACACUGGUGUCCUUAUUGUAAACGGUUUGCUCCUGCUUGGCGACAUUUAGCUGAAGACAUCAAAGCAUGGAAGUCAGUUGUUAAAUUAGCUGUAAUUAAUUGUGCUGAUGAGGAAAAUGUGGCUACCUGUCGAUCAGCGGCCAUCCCAUUUGUUCCAACUAUUCACUUUUAUCCAUCAUAUUGGAACUUUUCCUCAGGAUUACUUCCCAUAGUGGUUAAAAAGGGAACUGUCGAUGCUUUACGUAAUAAUUUGACCACAUUGAUUGCAGCCACAUCACCCAAAGAUCCAGAUUUAACAUUAAUAGAGCCACUUGAACAUCGUAUUUCUUUAACUAAUGAAUCUCUUGGUAAAAAGGUAUUUCUGAUUGGAGAGAAAAAUGAAUCUAAAGUUGGCUCAGAGGUUAUCCUGGAUCUUUAUAAUUUCAAAGACCAAUUAACUAUUAGAAGAGCUAAUUGGCAGAGUCCAUGGCUGGAUCAAUUUGAGUUGAAUGAAACACAACUUCCAAUCCUGGUAACCAUACCUAAAAGAGGCUUUGUACCCAUAGCUGUUCAGUACAAUCAAUCAAAGAAUACUCGAAGAGCUAUCAACGAUGUAAUACUUAGAUCAAUUCAAGUGACAAUUAAUGCAUCUUCAUCUGAUUUUACAACACAAGCAUCUAACAAUGUUAGAUCUGGCAAUUUCUCCUAUGUAAACAACAAUCAACUCUACAUUGAUGAUCUUUACAAGUGUUUACAACAAAUAUUAACCAAUGAAAUCUUAAUCUACGAUACAUAUUCUUUGGAGAAGAUUAAUUCAUUGAGAAAUUUCACCAGGACAAUUGAGCGUUACUUUCCUUUUGCUAAUUCAUCUGAAAGAAUCUUUUUCGCACAAUUAUCAACUCUACUUGAAUCACAUGAAACCGCUUUAUUGACAAACGUAUCGGCUGGUGUCCCAGUUAAUGAUCUUGUUAAACAGAUAGAUGAUCUUCAAAAUGAUUAUACUCUUCCUAAACCAGAUGAAUGGAUAACCUGUCGUGGUUCGAGUCCAAUUUAUCGAGGUUACACAUGUUCUCUGUGGCUUCUGUGGCACACAUUAACAGUCAUUGAACAUACAACUGUCAGUGGACCAUCAACUGACCAUCAAGUUGUUUUCACUAUGCGUCAAUUCAUUACAGACUUUUUCUCUUGUGAGGAAUGCCGGGCACAUUUUAUCAAUGAAACAGCAAACAUAUCCAACGAAAUAAAUCAAUCUGAUCAUUUUUCCUCCAUCGUUUGGCUUUGGUCUAUUCACAAUUCAGUUAACAGAAGAAUAGCUGGUGAUCCAACUGAAGAUCCGUAUUUUCCUAAAGUACAAUUUCCAGAGCCAAGUCGUUGCAUGAAAUGUUACCACCACGGUAAAUUCAAUGAGAACCAAGUUGCAAAAUUCUUGAUCAAUCGCUACAAACCAUCAAGUUGGGUUCAAUAUCAAAAUCCUAACUCUUAAUUGGAAUCAAGAAAAUAGAUUUCUACAAAUUCUUGUAGUAAUUUUAAUCGCUACCUUGCCUUUGGUAGGCUAUUGAAACUAAAUUGUAUUAAACUUUAAAAUGUCCUACAUUCAAAUUUACUUCAUGUAUUCUUUCGAUUGACGAAAUAUCAUUUAGAUGAAAUCUUUUAAUUUAAUAAAAUUGAUUGAUUAUUCCUG
This is a messenger RNA of Tetranychus urticae (two-spotted spider mite), 1988 nucleotides long. Its product is annotated as sulfhydryl oxidase 1. Gene Ontology annotation, cellular component: Golgi membrane. The record is from RefSeq and is a predicted model, not a curated record. Lineage: Eukaryota; Metazoa; Arthropoda; Arachnida; Trombidiformes; Tetranychidae. Gene Ontology annotation, molecular function: flavin-dependent sulfhydryl oxidase activity; protein disulfide isomerase activity. Gene Ontology annotation, biological process: protein folding.